Molecule: messenger RNA, 1344 nt
Organism: Mollisia scopiformis
Lineage: Eukaryota; Fungi; Ascomycota; Leotiomycetes; Helotiales; Mollisiaceae
Exons: 2
Coding region: 202-1092 (296 amino acids)
Source: RefSeq, a predicted model, not a curated record
CUCAUCUAUACAAUUGUGCUUGUCGUAUUGCAGACCUCCCUGUCGUCAAAGUCAAGAGUUGAGAAAGGGGUCAUCGGCCAAACGCGUUUCUUUUUGCCGACGCGCCGAAUAUUUUUCUCGAAUCUCUCCACAUUCUGCAACAUUGCCUGUUGCGGACAUAGCAUUCCAGAUCUUGUUUCGUCGCCCAAUUCCGCAUCCAAUAUGUCCGCAGAAGUUGUCAAGAAAAGAGGAAGGCCUAAGAAGGUCAUCUCGGAUCCUGUCGAGGUGGAAUUGCCAGAUUUGAAGAAGAAAUCCACCACUCGAGCAAAGUCGACGAAAGCUGUCCCAAAGCCUGCGAAAGUACCCACCACCACAGCUGCAAAGACAGUGCAACCUAAAAAGAGUGUAUCAAGCUCCAGUGGAACUCCUGCGACUUCAAAGACCUCAUCUCAGCCCACUGCACCUUCAAAAUUAGCCAAGGCAGUUUCAGAACAACCAGAAUCGAAGAGAGCCGCUGCCCCAGUGGAGAAUCCUACAAUCAAGGCAGAGCCACCGACUUCCAAGAUCUUGGAGCAAGUCAGAGAACUUGAGGCCAAGAAGUCAACGACUCAACAACCAUCACAACCCUCAAUGCCUGCCAAAGCUGUUUCUAAGACCGUAGCAGCAGCGAAGUCUACACCUCCUUCGAAUACACCCUCUACGAAUACGAAACCUGCUGCGGAAGUGAAAGCUCCAACCUCGAACCCUCUAUCGAAAAAGCCUGCAGCUUCUCCUCCACCACCUCCUCCAAAACCAACCUCGAAACCGCACAUCCCAAUAGCAGCAUUGAAUUCCGAAAUCGUGUCAAACAUAUCUACACGAGCAGGCGCAAGACCGAAUACAAGUGGGAGCAAAGACUUGCCCAAGAAUUAUCAAUCGGUGGCAAGAAAGGUCCGGAAUACUAUUGUUGCACUACCAAUUUUGAUUGGCACAAGUUAUAUUUUGUAUCAAAGAUUUGUGCUAGGAGAAGAGCAGAAACAGUUAAUUCCAGUACAGCCAAAAGAGUCACCAGAGCUACAAGAAGUCGAAGUGGGCAAAGUUAAACCUCCGAGUGCCAGCACGGCUUCUAGCUAGGUCCUUAUUUUGCUGGAUGAAAUAAUGUAUAUGGUUGCGAUGUGUAGUCUGAUAAUGGGUUGGGUAUGUACAGAAAAUCUCAACCUUUGAUACCCCAAAACAUUCCAUCCGAUCUGAUGUCUGGUUUCGGACGAACUCGUCCAUUUUAAAUCCCGAGCUUUGUAGUUGCGUGUGGAGAAAUCCCUAUGUUUGGCUCGAAUACGAUCAUUGUUGUUGGUCAGGAUACCGCGAGUGCUAAAAUCCUAAAAAAAA